UUCUGCACAUCAAAACCAGUCUUCUCAUACAAUUCCUCUAUCUUGACAAGCAUAUAUAUAGGGCACUGCCAUCUAUCUGAAUCCAAUACUAGAAAAGCUCCUUUUUAGCUGCUUUUUGAUUGCUACAAUGGCGAGAUUGGAAGAACUGGUGUUUGGAAAGCCAGUGGUGAUCUUCAGUAGGAGCACUUGUUGCAUGUGCCACACCAUUAAGGCUCUGUUAUUUGAAUUUGGUGUCAACCCCAUUGUUCAUGAGCUUGAUCAGAUGCACCGUGGCCGGGAAAUUGAGCAGGCUCUGAUGAGGCGCGGUUGCCAGCCACCGGUUCCCACGGUGUUCAUCGGCGGUCAGCUGGUGGGAGGAGCUAAUGAGGUCAUGAGUCUUCACCUCAACAGAACCUUGAAACCCAUGCUUCAGCAAGCUGGAGCUUUAUGGGUCUAAUGUCAAGCCAUGGAUUCUGCUAACGAAUGCGUCUUACUUGCAUAAAGUGUUACUGGGGUUUGGUUUUUAGUAGCGUCCUGGGGCUGCUUAGCCAUAAUGACACAGCUAAAUAAUGGGUAAUUACUACUGCCUUCUUGUAAUGAAUCAAUCGGAGUUUUUGCUAAUAAAGCUGAGUUUAUGAUAAGUCUUAAAUUUAUCAUCAUCA
This is a messenger RNA of Diospyros lotus (date-plum), 641 nucleotides long. RefSeq names its product monothiol glutaredoxin-S2-like. The transcript has a single exon. Bases 128 to 436 code for a protein of 102 amino acids. NCBI's taxonomy places the organism in Eukaryota, Viridiplantae, Streptophyta, Magnoliopsida, Ericales, Ebenaceae. The record is from RefSeq and is a predicted model, not a curated record.